Messenger RNA from Dromiciops gliroides (monito del monte), 6027 nucleotides. RefSeq names its product vasoactive intestinal peptide receptor 2 (gene VIPR2). Lineage: Eukaryota; Metazoa; Chordata; Mammalia; Microbiotheria; Microbiotheriidae. The transcript has 14 exons. The record is from RefSeq and is a predicted model, not a curated record. Gene Ontology annotation, cellular component: plasma membrane. Gene Ontology annotation, molecular function: peptide hormone binding; G protein-coupled peptide receptor activity; vasoactive intestinal polypeptide receptor activity. Bases 163 to 1545 code for a protein of 460 amino acids. Gene Ontology annotation, biological process: cell surface receptor signaling pathway; adenylate cyclase-modulating G protein-coupled receptor signaling pathway.
CAUCCCCAAAGCUGGGACCCCGGUGUCUGAGGGGAUGAAGAGAUACACAGAGCUGGUCCCUGUUCUCCUAACCUGCUGGUGCCUACUGCCGGUGUCUCCCUCCCCGCCAAAUGCUGGUUCCGCACCAUCGGGCUGUUAUCAAUUCUCCUAGAGCAACAUAAGAUGGGGUGCGCCUACGCUAAGAGUUGUCAAGAAAGUUUAGAAAAAUGGAAAGCAAAUCUACGGGGAGGAUGUGAGGAGGAGACUUCUAUGGGAGAGCUCUCAGGGACAGCCGCCCGCCUGGUGAAUGGCAUUCACCCAGAAUGCAGAUUACACUUGGAAAUCCAUGAAGAGGAAGUCAAAUGCAUGGCCUUCCUAAAUGCCCAAACAGAAUACAAAGCAUGUAGUGGAUCCUGGGAUAACGUUACGUGCUGGCACCCUGCUGACAUUGGAGAGACUGUCACAGUUCCAUGUCCAAAAAUAUUCAGUCAUUUUUACAACAAACCAGGAAAUAUCAGCAAAAACUGUACUAGCGAGGGAUGGUCAGAGAUAUUUCCAGAUUUCUUAAGUGCCUGUGGCUAUAAUGACCUUGAAGAUGAUAAUAAGCUCACUUUCUAUGUCCUGGUGAAGGCAAUUUAUACCCUGGGAUACAGUGUCUCUCUGAUUGCUCUAACAGCUGGAAGUAUAAUCCUUUGUGUAUUCAGGAAACUGCACUGUACGAGGAAUUACAUCCAUUUGAACCUUUUCUUCUCUUUCAUCUUGAGAGCUAUCUCCGUUUUAGUCAAGGAUGACAUUCUUUAUUCUAACUCUAGCACCGUCCAAUGUCAGGAUCAGACAUCUUCAUGGGUCAGCUGCAAGUUGAGCUUGGUGUUUUUCCAGUACUGUAUCAUGGCAAAUUUCUAUUGGCUCCUAGUGGAAGGGCUUUACCUCCACACACUCCUUAUGGUUAUAUUUUCUUCAAACCGACAUUUCCUGAUAUAUCUCCUGAUUGGAUGGGGAAUUCCUAUAAUCUUUGUUGUUGUAUGGACUGUGACAAGAAUCUUCUUAGAAGAUAUUGGCUGCUGGGAUACAAAUGUCCAUAAUGUUCCCUGGUGGGUGAUACGAAUACCAAUUUUAAUUUCUAUCAUUGUGAAUUUUAUCCUUUUUAUUAGUAUUAUAAGAAUCUUACUGCAGAAGUUAAGAUCUCCAGAUGUUGGCGGCAAUGAUCAGUCACAGUACAAGAGACUCACCAAGUCAACGCUGCUGCUCAUCCCUUUAUUUGGAGUUCACUAUAUUGUUUUUGCUGUAUUUCCUAUUGGCAUUUCCCACAAAUAUCAAAUACUGUUUGAAUUAUGUAUUGGAUCAUUUCAGGGCCUGGUUGUUGCAGUUCUGUACUGUUUUUUGAACAGUGAAGUGCAAUGUGAACUAAAGAGAAAAUGGCGGAGCUUGUGCCUGAACCAGUCCAUGAGCCGGGAUUACAGGCUCCACAGCUCUUCAAUGUCUCGCAAUGGCUCUGAAAGCAUCUUACAUUUCCAUCGGAAUUCCCGGGCCCACUCCUUCCUGCAAACCGAAACCACAGUGAUAUGAGCAACAACAUUCCCCAACCCAUGUUUGCUAAAAAAGCUCCAUGGAAGACCGUAUGAUAUCCCAUGCAGCCAAAUGUGGCAUAUUUCUCAGCUAUGCUGUGUGUGCUCUUGCUUCCCCUCCCAGUCUCUGUGUCUGGAAUGGCCUCGUUCUGUAAGCCAUUGGUAGCUCAGCUCUGUUGAUGCAGAACUUUAAUUUCGCUCCACUCACAUUGCACUCUCAUGUGAUGUUUCUCAUGUAUCUGGAUCUGAAAGCUAAUUAUAGCUAAACUGCAGUAUUUAAGUUUUUGGUGGUUGUUGUGUUUUGUUUUUGUAAGAGCUUCAGACCUAGAAUGUAUGAGCAUUUAGGAUCUUUGAUAAUGUGUCCAUUAUCAAGGGAGAAAGAGAAGGAAGGGAGAUGAUUCCUCAGAUACCCGGCUCAAAGUUCAUCAACUACAGCCAAGAGGGGUCCAGGAGCUAGAUCCUGCCCUGUGAAGCACAGCUCAUGGAGACCUCCAACUGAUCCCACUGAGGACUUCAUCAAGCUCCCAGUUCAAGCCUUUUGGUUAAGCAUGGAGACAAGGCACCCUUCAUCUUCUGUGAGAAAUCCUGGUUGGAUUCAGACCUACCUCAGUGAAAUCUGUGCCCUACAAGAGGACAUUGCUCUCUGGCAUACAAGGCAGCCAUGACAGCUGAUUCAUGGUGUCUGGCUUUUAGAAGCCAUAUGAUGAUACACCCCCAAAUGAAUCCUCAAGAAGACAAAAUCAUCGAGUAGCUCAAACUUCACUCUCAGCCCCCAAUCUGAACUCAUAGUGAGCCUUCACUUCCACCUUGCCUGCUUACCACUCACUCUGAGCCCUGGCUCUGGAUGUCCCCAUUGUGGAAUCUCUGCAGACUUUUUUUUCCUCCCAAUCAGUGCCCAGUAUCCCAGAGUUCUCUCUCCCCUCUCUCCAACAAAAUUAACUUAUACUUUGACUCAUUCCCAAAUAGUUUUUCUCUCAGCUAGAAAAAAUAAUCUAAUCAACUAAUUCUUACUAAGGUAUUAAUGACUAAAAAGUGUUUAAAGCACUACCCAUCUUGUGAGUAUUUUUGUUUUAAACAGGAGUUUCUAACUCCUCCCCUCCCAUUAAAUUUUUAAGGGUGGAAUUUUGGGCAGUGCAAGAUAUUUAGAUAGAUAGAUAAGAUAUUUAGGGUCUAGGGGAGUGAAAGUCUCUAUCAUAUCACAUACCACAUAAGCAUCUUCAUACUCUACCCAUGUGAAAAGUCAACCCCAGCCUAAAUACUCAACCUAAAUGUGAAGAUAUAGCCCCCAUCCUAAUAGCCAGAGUAAAAAUGAAGACAAUAUCAAGAAAGCAAAGAAGGAAACUAAAAAGGUGCUAAUGGGGUUAGGGGAGACACUUUGAACCCCUCUGUCACAUUUCAAAAUUGCUUUUAAGUGGAGAAUUAUUAGAACAAUGCACAAAAGAGGAAAUUGUCUAUAGUUUCACUUUAUAAAUACAGUACCUGCAAUUAGCAGUCAGAACUUCUUAAGUUUGAUUGUAUACUGAGGAAUCAGGGAUUUCUGACCUGAAAGAAAUAUAAGAAGGCAGCUCCAAUGGGAAGGGAAGAAACUGUAAAGGGCACCCUUGUUUAUGCUAUGUGGGUGGCAUACCUGUCUUUGAAGGCCAGAUCACAAACAAUGAAAUCUGACAAGUCUUGCCUAAGGUUCUGUGGUGACCUUAGAGUUCUUCGUUUGUUUUUAGAAGGGAAAAUAAAAUGCUUUUUAGAGAGAUGAGAGCAGGGGUUCCCAACCUGUCAAGACUCCUGGGGAGGUCCAUAGAUUGAUUUCAAGGGGUCUAUUGAACUUGGAUUGUGAAAAAAAAAAUCUAUCUUUGUUUUCAUUAACCUCUAACUGGAAGUUAGCAUUUCCUUCAAUUCUUUAAAAAAAAACAUUAUUCUGUGAAGGGAUCAAAAAGUUUAGCACAUUGCCCAAGGGGUCCAUAGCACACAGAAUGGUUAAAACAAAACAAAACAAAAAACCUCCUGGGUUAGAAAGUUUACAGUAAAAGAAACAAUGACAGAGUGAUGAGCAAGUCACUUAAUAAAGAUGGGAUGAUGCAGGGCAGAUAAACAAGCCAAUUCCUGUCCUUCCAAAGGCAUUUGGAAUCUCACCACUGCUAUGACCACCAUCAUCACCACGCACUUGAUUUUGCUAGGUGCCCGGAAUUCUGCCAGCCCUCCCACCCUUCAGAAAGCACUCAUCCCAAAGUUCCUAGCCACAUGUAAGCAAAACCCUUAAAUCAUAGUUUGAAAACCAUGAAAUUGCAUAAAGACUCUCUCACACUGUGUUCAGAAGGUAGUUAUGUGGCAAAGGAUUUAAGGGAGAUGAGCCCUAUUUUUAUAAUAUAAAGCAGGACCACAGUCCUAUAAAAAUGGAAUGACAGGGCAGCUAGGUGGCGCAGUGGAUAAAGCACCGGCCCUGGAUUCAGGAGUACCUGAGUUCAAAUCCGGCCUCAGACACUUAACACUUACUAGCUGUGUGACCCUGGGUAAGUCACUUAACCCCAAUUGCCUUACCGAAAAAAAAAAAAACAAAAAAACCAAAAUGGAAUGACAGACAGACAGCUGAGGUGUGCAGUGAGGGAGUGAUGGGCUAAAACUGAUGAGGACAAUGGAGUAGACUUAGGGGUGGGGUGGUACGAGAGUGGUAGGAGUCCCAUCCUAUCCUUCAUGUGGUGGUUUCUCACAUUUUCUGAGAGAUGCUUCCAUUGCCAGUACUGGGCAGUUGGAGACCAUAGAGAUCUCAGCUCUUCCUUACAAGUUACUGUCAUUUCAUAAAAUCUACAUUUCUGAUAAACUGGGAUUUAGGUAAAAAUGGGAUUUUAUUAUAACACAGUGAUAGCGUCUUCAAAAUAGAAAUCAAAGCCAUUGAGAUGAACUGGCAAACCCUUGACUCCUAUGGGAUUUUUUAUUUAAUAGAAUUAGUUGGGGGCAGCUAGAUGGCGCAGUGGAUAGAGCACUGGCCCUGAAUUCAGGAGGACCUGAGUUCAAAACCAGCCUCAGACACCUAACACUUACUAGCUGUGUGACCCUGGGCAAGUCACUUAACCCCAAUUGCCCCACAAAAACCAAACAAACAAACAAAAAAAAAAGAAUUAGUUGUAACCAGCUCAGGAAAACAAUGCUACUCUGGGACAACCAUUAGGCCUUGGGACUAGCCUCAUGUUAUACAACUGGAUGUUUUAUGGAUAUGAGUUACUUUAUUAUAAUUAGAUUCUGCUUUUUUGCUUUACCUGAAUAGACUGGAGAAUAGUUGGAUCAAAAGUUCUUGGGAGGGGCAGCUAGGUGGUGCAGUGGAUAGAGCACUGGCCCUGGAUUCAGGAGGACCUGAGUUCAAAUCCAGCCUCAGACACUUGACACUUGCUAGCUGUGUGACCCUGGGCAGGUCACUUAACCCCAAUUGCCUCACCAAAAAAAAAAAAAAAGUUCUUGGGUGGGGGAAGGGGGGGAUGAGUAUGAGGCUGUGCUAUCUAGAAGAUUGUCUUCCUUCCCUUGUUUUUCUCUGGUGUUUAGCAUGGCAGGUACAAAGGCAAGAAUUGACCAACCCAUCAAAAUUAGCUUCAUAGUUUGAGGACCCUGCAAGAGAAAAAGGUGUAAUGAUAUUCUUUCCUCCUUGCCCCAGGGGGGAAUAGAUGAAUAAGAUAAAAUAAGUAGAAAGGAUAUCAGAGUACAAACAAUUCAAUCCUUUCAUUUUAUAGAUAAGGAGGUUGAGGUCCAGAGAGGUUAAAUUGCUUGUUAAGGUUCAAGAGUAGGAUUUGAAUCCAGGCCAUCUGACUACAGAGCAACUGCUCUUUGAAGACUACAAAAAACUGCUUUUAUCAUCAGAGAAGCUAGAUAUAUGACCCUAAGCCAAUCAUUUCUCUUUUCUAGGCCUCAAUUUCCUCAUUUGUAAAGUGAGGUAAGAUCUUUGAUAAAUCUGAAAGGCUUCCUUUUAGUUGAUUAAAAGUCCUGUCAUAUUUCAGAAGUAUAUACGGGAACUUAAAUAGAGAAAGAGCUAUCCUGAAAAACUCUGUUCAGUUAAAUAUUUGCCAAGGCAAAUAGGCAGCCUUCUUCUGCUUUUAUCUUGUUCAGUAAAGGGAGAUUAUAAAAUGAGUACAGUAUUUACUGAAAGGAUCAUUUACUUAGAGAAGCAGUAAAUGCUCAAAUACUCAAUGCUUUUUUUUAAAAAUCUGGAAUAUAUAUUUGGCAAUUGUUAACAAAGUCCAUCAUAUGUCAUAAAUAUUUCCCAAGCUCAAUGAACAGUCAGUACUUUCAAUAUGACCAUUUCAUAUAUGUAAGUUGAAUGAGAAUGCCACCCUAAGUGUACAGAGAAUGGAUCCUCCAAAACAGGACACUUAUGAGAUUCUAAAUGAAGCUUUGUUGUUGUUCAGUCAGUUUAGUCAUGUCCAACUCUUUGUAACUCCAUAUGGGAUUUUCUCAACAGAGAUACUUGAGUGGUUUGCUAUUUCCUUCUGCAGCUCAUUUUAUA